AUGAUCGUAGUUGUGUUCGGUGGCGAAUAUUUCAUAGCCAAUGGCAUGCUCAAAUUUCCUGGAAAAGUUACUAGUGUGAACGGCUGUCCUGCAGACUUACUCGCUAGCCUUUCUUUCAACGCAUCAGCACGGGUCCAGACUUAUGUCGGCGUGGGAUCUCCUGUAGUCGCUGAUGCAUCAGUGCCUCUCAUCUUCCAGUUGUCCUACUGGUAUUACAUCACUCUGGGCACUCUGGUGGUUCUUCUGGUGGGCCUUCCGGUCUCCUACUUAACGGAGCCUGUGGAGAUGAAACACUUGGAACCAGCACUGUUCGCUCCAUUCGUCCGUCAGUUUCUCCCCCAGAAACAGAACUUUCCUGUCAAACCUCAAGGAGAAGAAUACAAGCUUGUACCCACAGAUGUUUACUCCAAGGACAUGGCCGAACCAGAAGCAGAUAAUAAAGAAAUCCUUAGUUAAUA
Molecule: messenger RNA, 458 nt
Organism: Homalodisca vitripennis (glassy-winged sharpshooter)
Lineage: Eukaryota; Metazoa; Arthropoda; Insecta; Hemiptera; Cicadellidae
Exons: 2
Coding region: 1-456 (151 amino acids)
Source: RefSeq, a predicted model, not a curated record